Dentiscutata erythropus is the source of this 495-nucleotide messenger RNA. The record is from the annotation of a GenBank genome assembly. NCBI's taxonomy places the organism in Eukaryota, Fungi, Glomeromycota, Glomeromycetes, Diversisporales, Gigasporaceae.
AUGCAUGAAACCGUUAUCUCUAGAUUAAACAGUGGUUUAAAACUUGAGAUAGCAGUUUGCAUGUAUUCGUUCUAUAGAGAAUUAACAAGUUUUGCCAAAUGGUCUAAAAAAUUAGCGCCAACUUAUGAUGAUUAUACAAAGUGUUAUACCUUUUUAUUUGAAGACACUUAUGACAUAAAUAGAUCUAUCUAUGAAGAAGAUAUCGACAUUGCAGUAUUGGUAGAAAGGAGUGAAGGUGUAUCAAUUCCGAUUAGAUUUGGAGCUAGAUUUGAUCUUUUUAAUUUACCAGAAUUUGUAAAUAAUAAUAUAUGUAAAUAUGAGUUCGAUAAUCGAAAUAAUAUUUAUCUCAAAUUGGAGAUAAAAGUUGGUGGAAAUGGUCAAAGCAUUAAUCGUGUGAGCACUUAUAGUCUUACCAUUUUAGCCUGGAAACUUUAUUAUAUUUUAGAUUGUCUUAAAGUUGAUUGGGAUUUCAAUAUUAUAUGGGAUAUUAUAUAA